AUGACACAGGAGAGCUCAGUUUCUGCUGCUGCUGCCAAGGAACGUGCUGCUGCAGCAAGAGAGAAAUCACAAAGUCUUAAAGCUGCUGCUAUUGCUGCUGCUGCUGCAGCAGAGAAACUUAACAGCAGCAGAGCAGCAGCAGCAGCAGCAGCAGCAGCAGCACGAGCUCAAGCAGAGGAGAGGCAGCAGCAGCUGCAGCAGGCAAAGAAAACAUCAGCAGCAGCAGCAGCAGCUGCAGCAGCAGCAGAAGAAAAAAGAGUUGCUGCUUCUAUUAAAGCAAAGGAAGCAGCAGCAGCAGCAGCAGCAGCAACACAGCAGGCGAAAGCAGCAGAUGCAGCAAAAGCUGCAGCAGCAGAAACAGCAGCAGCAGCAGCAGCAGCAGAAGCAGCAGCAAGAGAAGAAGCAAGAGAAAGAAGAGCAGCAGCAGCAGCUGCUGCUGCUGCUGCUAGUGAGGCUCAUAGAGAGCUGCAGCAGAUGCAGCAGCGCCGAGAGGAAGCAGCAGCAGCAGCAGCAGCAACUGCUGCUGCUGCUACAAAGAGACAGAAAGAAGCAGCAGCAGCAGCAGCAGCAGCAGCAGCAGCAAGAGAAGCAGCAACUGCAAGGAGGACGCAUGCAAUAGCAGCACUCGAAGCAGCAGCAGCAAAACGCUCAGCAGCAGCAGACAUUAAAGGUGCAGCAGCAGCUGCAGCAGCAGCAGCAGCAACAGCAACAGCAACUGCAGCAGCAGCAGCAGCAGAAGCAAAACCAGCAGCAGCAGAAGCAGCAGCAAAUACAUCUGUCUGUGUCAGUUAG
Molecule: messenger RNA, 792 nt
Organism: Eimeria mitis
Lineage: Eukaryota; Apicomplexa; Conoidasida; Eucoccidiorida; Eimeriidae
Exons: 1
Coding region: 1-792 (263 amino acids)
Source: RefSeq, a predicted model, not a curated record